Messenger RNA from Nematostella vectensis (starlet sea anemone), 1187 nucleotides. Its product is annotated as mitochondrial import inner membrane translocase subunit Tim9. NCBI's taxonomy places the organism in Eukaryota, Metazoa, Cnidaria, Anthozoa, Actiniaria, Edwardsiidae. The transcript has 3 exons. The record is from RefSeq and is a predicted model, not a curated record. The coding region runs from base 236 to 499 and encodes 87 amino acids.
UUAUGAUCGUUGACUUAUGCGCAAAUAUGGCGGACGAAGCGUGUUGAACGAGUUCAACAGUAUCUUGACGACUUCUAGUUUACUGCAAAAUCAAUUAACGGCCACAUUGCUUCACAUCAUUCUAGCUGAUGACAAGGAUUAUAAGUCUAUUCAAGAAAGGAUAAUCAUACCAAGAAUUUACUAGACACUUGUCAAACAAAGAUUCUUGCACCAUUCACUUUCUUGUCAACUCGAAAUGGAGAACCUCACCCCGGAGCAAGUCCGAGAGCAAGAAGUAAAACAGUUUCAGAACUUUCUGUCCUAUUACAAUCGCUUAACGGAAAUGUGCUUCACUGACUGCAUACACGAUUUUACCAACAGAAGAAUAGCAGCCAAUGAGAAUAACUGUGCAAUGCACUGUACAGAGAAGUUCCUGAAGGUUAUGCAGCGCAUUGGUGUGCGCCUGCAGGAGGUGCAAAUGAUGCAGAAUGAAGGCAUAAUGGCCGCCCAGCCGCAGUAACCACCCAUGGCAGGCAUAGAGUCCAUAGAUCAAACUUACAUGACAAUUUUUUUAAAUACUUUCCUUGUAUGAUUUAAGCUUUUCAAAAUAGAAUUGGGGUGUUUAAGGUGUAGAAUGGAUAGAAAUUGACUGUGACUCAUGCAGAUUUGAUUCAGUGGGUUUCAUAGCCUAUGAAACCAAGUAUGUAUCAAGCAAGCAAGUCAGAUCAACAGAAUUUUAGCCGAGUGUAUGCAACAUAACUUGACUUAUUGUCCUUUUUUUAGUUAACUAUACAUUUCACGGGCAGGGAAUUGUUGAUGACAACACUGACUUGACUACUGUAGAUCAACAAAUUAUUUAUAACCUACGGUAUAUAAUAUGUACAAUCCUAAGUGACAGACAAUGUGCGCAAAAAUAUUUUUUUAUUGAUGGUUACAUUUCCCAUUUUGUGUAAUAUGCUCUCUGUUAUAAAAAAUCAUUAUUAUUUAAAAACAAUCUGGCAUAUUAAUGCAUUUACAAGGCCUUACUUCAACUGAGUGAUUUUGAAUUGAAAAUGCUAUUUGGGUGUAACUUGGAGUAGAAAUAAAGUAGAAAAAUAACAAAAUAAGAUCACUCAGUCUUUUUGACAGUAGAGUGGUUUUACAAAACCCAUGAAAUACUAUUUAGUUUAGUUUAUUUAGUGCUAAAUAUACACUUUGUCUUGGUUGUA